Molecule: messenger RNA, 1609 nt
Organism: Nothoprocta perdicaria
Lineage: Eukaryota; Metazoa; Chordata; Aves; Tinamiformes; Tinamidae
Gene: WDFY2
Product: WD repeat and FYVE domain containing 2
Exons: 12
Coding region: 26-1228 (400 amino acids)
Molecular function (GO): metal ion binding; protein binding
Source: RefSeq, a predicted model, not a curated record
GCCUCCCGCCGCAGCAGCCGCCUCCAUGGCGGCCGAGCCGCAGCCCAAGGCGCUGACCCGCAAGCCGCUGCUGCUGCACAAGGUGGAGGGCUCGCAGGAGGUGGUCAACAUGGCAGCGAUCGUGCCCAAGGAGGACGGGGUCAUCAGCGUCUCCGAGGACAGAACGGUUCGAGUCUGGCUGAAGAGAGACAGUGGGCAGUACUGGCCCAGCAUAUACCACGCAAUGCCAUCUCCAUGUUCAUGCAUGUCUUUUAACCCGGAAACCAGAAGGCUGUCCAUAGGUCUAGACAAUGGUACAAUCUCAGAGUUCAUUCUGUCAGAGGAUUACAACAAGAUGACAUUAGUGAAAAGUUACCAGGCUCAUCAAAGCAGGGUCAUGAUGAUCCUGUUUGUCCUGGAGAUGGAGUGGGUGCUGAGCACGGGCCAGGACAAGCACUUCACAUGGCACUGCUCGGAGAGCGGCCAGCGCCUCGGCGGCUACCGCACCAGCGCGGGCGCCUGCGGCCUGCAAUUUGACGUGGAAACUCGGCAUGUGUUUGUUGGUGAUCACUCCGGACAGGUGACCAUCCUCAAGCUAGAGCAAGAGUCCUGCAGCCUCGUUACAACGUUCAAGGGACACACAGGUGGCGUCACUGCUCUCUGCUGGGACCCAGUUCAGCGAGUUUUAUUCUCAGGCAGUUCAGAUCAUUCCAUUAUAAUGUGGGAUAUUGGAGGAAGAAAAGGAACAGCCAUCGAGCUGCAAGGACAUAAUGAUAAAGUGCAGUCUCUCUCUUACGCUCAGCACACUCGUCAGCUCAUCUCCUGCGGUGCGGACGGAGGCAUCGUCGUCUGGAACAUGGAUGUGGAGAGACAGGAGACACCUGAAUGGUUGGACAGCGACUCCUGUCAAAAAUGCGACCAGCCUUUCUUCUGGAACUUCAAACAGAUGUGGGACAGUAAGAAAAUAGGUCUCAGGCAGCAUCACUGCCGGAAGUGUGGGAAGGCCGUGUGUGGCAAAUGCAGCUCCAAGCGCUCCUCCAUCCCGCUCAUGGGAUUCGAGUUUGAAGUGCGCGUCUGCGACAGCUGUCACGAGUCCAUAACAGAUGAAGAGCGGGCACCCACAGCUACUUUCCAUGACAGCAAGCACAACAUAGUGCACGUGCACUUCGAUGCCACCAGGGGAUGGCUCCUGACCUCGGGCACAGACAAGGUUAUUAAGUUGUGGGAUAUGACACCAGUAGUGUCUUGAUGAUGCAGCAGGGGAACUUGCAAGGAAGUAUUUACAGAAGAAGCAGAUUCCUAACCCUAAUCAUACUGCAGAUGGUAGAUAACGCCGGGCGCCCACGGCAGCGAGGAAGGAACUAAUGAGUUUACAAUGAUUUUGUGUCCUCUGCUUGACCAAGGCUGAACAUUUGCACGAAGACUCUUUCCACUUACUCUCAAAAAAUAUACAAGAAGGUAUUUUUUUAAACUAAUGGUUUGUACGACCUGACUGUGCUUGGCUGUCCUGAGUCUGUUUGGAAAAUCUGUGUGCGGUGCAAUUUUUCUUUUUUUGUAUUUCAUUAUGUCAAAACCCUUGCUGCUUUGUACAGAAGGCCCUGGGGCUGUGUCUGGCCACGUGCGUUCCCCA